This is a messenger RNA of Asterias rubens (European starfish), 2934 nucleotides long. Its product is annotated as guanine nucleotide-binding protein subunit alpha-13-like. Gene Ontology annotation, biological process: adenylate cyclase-modulating G protein-coupled receptor signaling pathway; Rho protein signal transduction. Gene Ontology annotation, cellular component: brush border membrane; heterotrimeric G-protein complex. The transcript has 3 exons. Gene Ontology annotation, molecular function: G-protein beta/gamma-subunit complex binding; GTPase activity; guanyl nucleotide binding. The coding region runs from base 7 to 1089 and encodes 360 amino acids. The record is from RefSeq and is a predicted model, not a curated record. Lineage: Eukaryota; Metazoa; Echinodermata; Asteroidea; Forcipulatida; Asteriidae.
GCCAACAUGGCGGGCAAUGUUUUUACGUGCUGCCUCUCUCCGCAGCAGAUGGAGGCGAAAUCUCGGAGUAAAGCCAUCGACAAGGAGUUAAAUAAAUGCAAAUCCUACAUCCGAAGAGAAAUAAAGAUUCUCCUGCUCGGUGCUGGCGAGAGUGGUAAAAGCACCUUCCUCAAACAGAUGAAAAUCAUACACGGACAAGAAUUCACCGAUGAAGAUCUGCGCGACUACCGCACCAUUAUAUUCUCGAACAUAAUCAAGGGGCUGAAAGUGCUACAGGACGCCCGGAAUAAACUGCAGAUACCGUGGGGUGAUUCGACGAAUGAAGAACACGCCACAAAUGUUAUGUCUUGUGAUACAAUUCAGCUGGUAGAUUCUACGGUUUUUUCUGAGUUUGUUGUGAGCUGUAGGGCGUUAUGGGCCGAUAGUGGAAUACAGGGGGCUUACGACAGACGAAGGGAAUUCCAAUUGGCGGACUCAGUCAAGUACUUCUUAAAUGAAUUGGAUCGGAUAGGAAACAAGGAUUAUCUCCCCACAAUGAAGGAUAUCCUCUUUGCCAGGAAAGCAACAAAAGGUAUUGUUGAGCAUGUCAUCGACAUCAGAAGUGUCCCGUUUCGCUUCGUCGAUGUCGGCGGGCAGCGGUCGCAACGACAGAAGUGGUUCCAGUGCUUUGAAGGGGUCACGUCAAUCCUAUUUCUGGUGUCGUCCAGCGAGUUUGAUCAGGUCCUGAUGGAGGAUCGCAUCACCAACCGACUAGUAGAGUCAUGCAACAUCUUCGAUACCAUCGUCAAUCACAAGUACUUCUCCGAAGUGUCCAUUAUCCUCUUCCUUAAUAAAUCCGACCUUCUGGAGCAAAAGGUCAAAGUAGUAAACCUCAAGGACUACUUUUCAGCAUUCGAGGGCGACCCCACCGACGUGAAACAAGUGCAGAACUUUAUCCUUCUCAUGUUCGACAUGCGGCGGCGCGAUCGCAGUAAAUCGCUCUUCCACCACUUCACUACGGCCGUCGACACGGAGAACAUUAAGUUUGUAUUCUACGCGGUCAGGGACACGAUUCUAAAACAGAAUCUGCAAGGGAUCAUGCUGCAGUAACGUUUAGCAUACCUUGCCUGUUCAACCACUUAUCUGUCUGUGCCUCUUACAUGUAACAAAGCACGCUUCAAGUGUAUGGUACACAAGGUACAAUGUAUGCCAUAGAAGACGCAGCAACCAGGCCUGGAAUUACACAGAGGCUAUGGCCCCUGCUGCCCCAUAGACCUAACAAUUUUACCAUUGAAGUGCCCUUUGCGAAAUGAAAAUGGUCUUGCCCUCUCAAGAGGAAAUUCCAGGCUGGUCAACUAAUCAUCUGUCUGUGCCUCUUACAAGUAACAGAGCAAGCUUCAAGUGUAUGGUAUGCCAUAGAAGACGCAGCAACCAGGCCUUGAGUUACGAAAUGUACAAGUACACCGAGGCUGUUGCCCCUGGUCUUGACCUUGGAGCCCCAUCAAAAGCUUCCCAUAGACUUCACAAUUUUCACAUGGAAGUGCCCUUUCCAAAAUGAAAAUGGCCUUGCCCUCUCAGAGACGAAAUUCCAGGUCUGAGCGACAUCAUGAGGAUGGUGUUGGGAUGGGGCACACUUCCACCUGCCGUUGGCUCAGUGCGUACUGUUCCCGGUAAAUUCAACCACCAGUCCUCGAUUCAGCGGAAUGAAACGGACACAGCAGUCUUGGUCUUUUAUCAAAGCAGCCAUAGAUAUUCUGAGAUUUUAAAUGGAAGUGCCCUUUUACUCAAGAGAAAGAAAAAGUGACCUUGCCCCUUCAGGAGAUGAAAGUUCAAGUCUGCUUGGAGCCAUACAUGUAGCUUGAUUGGAGUGAACCUGGGGAAACUACCGCUAUAGUGGAGUAGACAUUCUUGGUGAAAUUCAGUUUGCAGAUCUCCACCCACCCUAGCAAUCCAGAAUGGUUCGUUUUUGUCGACAGAAGACAACCAACGUUCCGGUUUCAUCUUAACGUAAUUAACUGCAGAAGUUAAUACUGUAUGUUUUCAAUUAUUAAAUAUGUUAAACUAUUAUGGUGCAUACAUGUACGUGUACAUGUAUGUAUGUCAAUGUAUGUGUAUGCUCAUUCAUAAUGCACACUGGGUGAAAUGCAAACUGCUCGGGCCAAACAAAAUAAAUGUUGCGUUUUUUGUUGUAACCAGACUAAAAAAAAUAAUAUGUGCAUAAUGUACACAAUAUGUAUGUAGUUGGGAUUUUUACUUGUGACAUUUUGUUUGUUGCAUGCACUGGUGCAUUGUGUGUACAUGUAAUGUGCAAUGUUGAAAACACAAUUAUUGCUGUUUUUUGCCAUCAAUCAUUGAUAAUCAGUCCGUCUUCUUCUGUUAUUGUUGCUGACGUUUACAAGAAGGAAAAAGCUGUAGAAUUACUUGCAUAUGUGGAAAAAUCCUGACUCUACAAUGUACCUUUCGCUUAUUGAUUUGUUUGGUUUAGACGCUAGAAAUGUGGUUUAUUUUGUUUGGCCUGAAAAUAUUAGCCCCAACAGAGCCUUCUUAAAGACUUAAAAGGGGGAAAUCCAUUGUUCUUUGGAAAGUGCGCGGCCAAUUGUAUGGGAACUAUUGUAAAUGUUGUCUCCUGUCAUGAAUGUGUACAUUGCUGAAGUCUCCUCGCCCCCUCCCCCCUCUAAAAUAAUGCAACAGUACAUGUAGGUUUGAGGACAUGUACAAAAGUUUAUUGAGUAUUUUGACGAUUGUACACCUUUUUUCAGACCAUCCAUUUAUAUCCAAAUACUAACACUUUAAAUAUUAGUUAAUGAAAUGUGAAAGAAAAGAUUCCUGUUCGUGCAUGUGUACAACUGGGGGUCUUAAACACUGCAUGGGCAUGGAACCUAAGGCUUUACAUCCCAUCUGAAGAAUGAAGCAAGUGUCUUGCUCAAGGACGCAAGUGUCACGACUGGGACUCAA